AUGGGCGUCGGAAAAAUACCAGAGUUCGACGUGAAAACGGGAAAUUGGACUAUGUACUGUGAGAGGUUAGAAAUGUAUUUCCUCGCGAACGAUAUUAAGGAUGAAGUGAAGUUACCAACACUAAUCGCCGUAAUGGGAGAAGAUGCAUAUCACUUGUUAUCUACGUUAGCAAGCCCCAGCCAACCUUCAUCUUUGACCUUCACUAGCGCGGUGACACUGCUCAAAAAUCACUUACAACCGAAACCCUCCAUCUUGGCCGAGCGCUACAGAUUUCGGCAGCGGCGCCAGGCAGAGGGAGAAAGUGUAGCUGAGUAUGUGGCGGAACUGAAGAAGCUAGCAAAAACAUGCGAUUUUGGGUCGUCUUUAGAAGAAAAUCUCCGCGACCAACUUGUUUGCGGCAUUGUAAGUGAGUCGACGCGGCAACGAUUGUUCGCGGAGGACGGCAUCGGCUACGCGAGGGCGGUCAGUUUGGCUACGACAUUGGAGGCGGCAGAAAAGAAUGCAGUCGCGGUAGAUCGAGACGCUAAUAAUGUUAACACGGGUGUAAAUAAACUGGAAGCGAACCAUAAAUGUAUGGCGUGCGGGGAGAUUGGGCAUAAAACGGAAGGUUGUAAAUAUAAAAACUUUGAAUGUAGUUGGUGUAAAAAUUUAGGCCACUUAAGAAGGAUGUGCCCUGAGAAAAAUGCAAGACUCGGAGUGACGGGAACGGCGGGUAGCCAGUCACAAUCACGCGGAGACGGCGUGACCUAUAACGGUAGCGGAGCACGCGGGAACCGAUCAUCUGGAAGAGGCGGUAGCGGGCGCGGGCGCGGACGCGGAGGUCGCUCGGGCCGCCGGGGCACAAACAACUAUUGGGUGCACGCGCACCAGGGAUUAGCUGACGUGGCGAGCGAUCACGGCGGGUAUGCGUCGGCGCUGGAUGUUAACGCCUAG
Molecule: messenger RNA, 933 nt
Organism: Cydia pomonella (codling moth)
Lineage: Eukaryota; Metazoa; Arthropoda; Insecta; Lepidoptera; Tortricidae
Exons: 1
Coding region: 1-933 (310 amino acids)
Molecular function (GO): zinc ion binding; nucleic acid binding
Source: RefSeq, a predicted model, not a curated record